UGGGGACUAUAGCCUAAGCACUCUAGCGCAUGAAAGGAGGCCCGUCCCCAGCAGUGGGACGUAUUUAGGCUGAAUUAUUAUUAUUUUAUUAUUAUCUCAGCCCCUACAGUACGUUGGUUUAACUGAACAUGGAUUAAAGCCUUAAUCCAUGUUAUAUAUAUCAAUAGGUACCUUUAACAUCUAAGAUGUAUGGGUUGAUUUUAGCAGUUUAAAAAAAUAUUUUAUUAUUAGCGACUCACGCUUUGUAAAUUAUAACAAAUGAAAUUUAUCAAUCGACUAAUACUUAAAGCCUCAGCGCUUUUUCGGCAGAAUUUUUCAUCAAUUAUUAUUAUAAAUAGAAAAAAAAUUGACGAUUUAACUUUAAGUGUAUAUUCUACAUCUACAAAAUAAUGUUAACAAUGCCGUCGAAUAUCAAAUUCCACACCACGGGCUUUUUUUUUAAUUCGUACACGCAUGCGCGAAUACUCCUAACGGCCUGCCAAGCCACCGACCGAACAGUUGCUAUCUGAACUCGCCCGGGCCCUGCGUCCCGACCGUUAAAAACGCGAUCCAAACUUUCGAACAUCGAACAUAAGCACUUUUUGUUACUGGCCAGUGUUUUUGUGUAAAAUGCGCUUGGACGUUGUGAUGAAGUGGGAAAUACGGUUGAUAGUGUUGGGAAUUUCAGUGUUGUUUCGCUGCACGGACUCCAUCGAUUUGCCAACAUUCGUGGGUCCAGGGUCAAACGUCACAGUAGCAGUGGGCAGGGAUGCAUCACUCACGUGUAGAGUGGAUAACCUACAAACUUUUAAGGUGGCAUGGCUUCGCGUAGACACGCAAACCAUUCUCACCAUCGCCGGCCACGUGAUCACCAAGAACCACCGCAUCAGCGUCGGCCACGGCGACGGGACCUGGACCCUCGGGCUCAAGGACGUGGGCCCGAGCGAUGGCGGCAGAUACAUGUGCCAAGUCAACACCGAGCCCAUGAUGAGUCAGACGCAUCGGCUGCAGGUUGUCGUUCCACCAGAUAUCGACGACGAAGCGAGCAGCGGCGAGAUCCUAAUGAAGGAAGGCGAAGACGCCACGUUGAGGUGCGUGGCAUCGGGGACCCCGCCCCCGACUAUCGUCUGGAGGAGAGAAGACUCUAGGCAUUUUAGGAUUAACAAUUCAACAUUAGUGUCCAAAUGGAACGGGGAGUGGCUAAACUUGACCGGCGCCGAGCGCGCGGCGUCCGGCGCAUACCUCUGCAUCGCCAGCAAUGGGGUCCCGCCGUCCGUGAGCAAGAGAAUUAUUAUCAAGAUGAUGUUCGCCCCUUCGAUAUGGGCAGGACGAGUCGCCAUCCGCGCUCCUGCCGGCAGUGCCGUAACCCUUACCUGCACCGCAGAAGCGUUCCCUGUGCCACUAAUCUAUUGGACGCUCAACGACCAGAAACUCACUAACAGUUCCAAACAUAGAAUGAGCGUGUCAUCUCGCGGCUUCCGCCACUCCCUAUCCCUACUCGUCGCCGGCGUGUCGCGCGCGGACGCGGGCGCGUACCGCUGCGGCGCCGAGAACGCCUAUGGGCGGGCGCAUGCUGAACUACUACUGCACACGUUAACAACAACAACAACGACGACAACGACAACAACAACAACAACGACAACAACGACCACCACGCCGCCACCCACCACCACCACUAUAUUUUAUGACGUAGACCAACACUUGGAGCAGCUGCAUCGAGGGGUCCUGGAGGACCCUGCGCUGGGGGACCCCUACAUCGUGCUCAGCCAACACCAGAUGCAGAACCUUGAUAUGGCAACAACGAUGUGACCAGAGGCCGGGCGCGGCGCCCCCUGGAGCGAAGGCUGGCCGCCGCUCGCCGGCCGCGCCGCGCGCCGCGCCCCGCCCGCCCUGCUCUGGGCGCCGCUCCUCGCCCUGCUCUCGGCCGCGUGAUGGUGCGCACGCACAUAGACUGCACUUGUGUUUGUAAAUGGUUUAAUAAUUGUUUUGGAUGGUUAAAUAGGUUGGUUGAGAAUAUAAAUAGGAGUUUAAGAGAUACGGAGAUAAUUUAACUAUAAUCGAGAGCGAUGUAAAUGGGUCAAAUUUUGAGUGAAUAUCGAUUCCAUUAGGAAUAUUACGAGUAAGUUAUAUUUAUAUUCAUCUAUUUAUAUGUGGAGGAAACAUACUAACAUGCAGCAGUUAGUGAAUAUACUAUGUAAAUAAAGGCAAGUAUUUAUAAAGUUUUGAUUGGAAUCGAUAUUAUUCUGCGGACGUAUGAUGUACACUAUUAUUGACGUGAUAAGGAUAUAAGUAGAAAAACGGUAUUUUAUAACACCACUCGAUACAGAGAGAUACAACAUUGUUUAUAGUAGGGUAAACCGUAUAUUACUGGCCACCCUCCAAUUACUGGGCAUCUUAUACUAAAAGGGAUUCUGUUUAAUAAUCACACAAUCUAAGUUAAUCAUCAGAACGAUAAUUAUUUACUUUACUUGAAUUGUGUAAAUAAAUAAAUAGAAUUCUUAUUUUAGCCAUAUUAGUAUAAGGUGGCCAGUAAUUGUAGGGUGGCCAGUAAUAGACGGUUUACCCUAUCAUAUCAUUAUCACAUCAAUAAACGCUUGCACCGUACGCCUGCUGAUUAAACUGAAUCAUGUAAAAAAUUAAAAUGAAGAGUAUUUUUUAGUUUAUUCGCUUUACGAAUUUUGUAUAUUUUCAGUGUUAAGCUAAUGGUACAUUAAGAUGUUCGCUGUACAUAAUUUUGCACAGAUCUAGUCAUAUCAGAUAGAACACGGGGCAGUUGUCGUUUGUAUUAUAAGUAUACGUACCCCUCGUCCUGAUUAGGCUUAAUUCAAAUUAAAUUGACAUUAUAUAAGACAUUAUGGUUUAUUUCUAAUCUAGUUGUAAAAACAGGGUUAAGUUCACUUCCACCAACAAAGAACCAAAUUGCUCAAAGCAAGUAAAA
This is a messenger RNA of Cydia pomonella (codling moth), 2917 nucleotides long. RefSeq names its product lachesin-like. The transcript is spliced from 10 exons. Gene Ontology annotation, cellular component: neuron projection. Lineage: Eukaryota; Metazoa; Arthropoda; Insecta; Lepidoptera; Tortricidae. The record is from RefSeq and is a predicted model, not a curated record. Bases 610 to 1788 code for a protein of 392 amino acids.